GGUACGUGCAGCCUGAUGAUACAUGGGGUUCAUAUGUCCUAUAAAAGGACAAACAGCCCAGAAGGACAAAAAAUUCUCUGCAUCACGCGGAAAUGAAGGUUUUCACCGCCCUGCUGUUCCUGCUCCCCAUUGCCGCACAGUCUCAGUAUCUGCGGCCGGAGUACUGCGCCGACAUCCGUAAGCAUGACCAAACCCUGCCCAGCGGCGUUUACACCAUCUACCCAACCGCAACAUUAAUUCUUCAGGUGUACUGUGACAUGGAGACAGAUAACGGAGGAUGGACCGUGUUUCAGAGGAGAAUGGACGGCAGUGUGAAUUUUUACAGAGGCUGGGAUCAUUAUAAGACAGGAUUUGGGUUUGCAGAUGGAGAAUACUGGCUGGGAUUGGAGAACCUCUUCCACCUCACCCUGAGGAAGAAGUACGAGCUGAGAGUGGACAUGCAGGACUGGGAUGGAGGAUGGGCUUCUGCUCAGUACUCUUCCUUCUCUGUGGAUCCGGAGAGCUACGGCUACACCCUCCACGUCAACGGUUUUAUUGAUGGAGGAGCAGGUGAUUCUCUGGAGUAUCACAAUGGACAGAAGUUCACCACCUUUGAUAGAGAUCAGGAUGCUGCUUCUCACUAUAAUUGUGCAGCAAGGCAUCGUUCAGCUUUCUGGUUCCAGGCUUGCCAAAAAUCAAACCCCAAUGGCUUAUACCUGUGGGGACAUGAUGACAGCGCUUCUAGAACGGGGGUUCUGUGGUCCCACUGGAAGGGACAUGAUUAUUCUUUAAAGUUCAUCAGCAUGAGGAUCAGACCUGUGUCUUCAGCUGUUUAACCAGAAAUAAAAUAUUCACACUGCAAUCACAAGCAUUAAAUGUAGCCGUAAGUGGUGAUUAUUGGGGUCCAAGCACUUCUGAGUAAUCUUGAACAAUUGAAAUAAACAUUGGUGUACUUUAAUAAAGACAUUCCACGUUGUUAAAGA
Messenger RNA from Astyanax mexicanus (Mexican tetra), 962 nucleotides. RefSeq names its product microfibril-associated glycoprotein 4. Bases 93 to 815 code for a protein of 240 amino acids. Gene Ontology annotation, biological process: elastic fiber assembly. Lineage: Eukaryota; Metazoa; Chordata; Actinopteri; Characiformes; Acestrorhamphidae. The transcript is spliced from 5 exons. The record is from RefSeq and is a predicted model, not a curated record.